Molecule: messenger RNA, 1091 nt
Organism: Chinchilla lanigera (long-tailed chinchilla)
Lineage: Eukaryota; Metazoa; Chordata; Mammalia; Rodentia; Chinchillidae
Exons: 6
Coding region: 115-885 (256 amino acids)
Source: RefSeq, a predicted model, not a curated record
UCUGCUGUCUGGUCUCUCAGGUGGUGUUUGGGACCAUCACUAGCCACCACCAAACACCAAAAACCCCUCUGCUGCUUGCUGCGGAGACGCUUCAGCUUACUUUCCUAUCAACUAAUGGCCAAUGAAUCUUUGAAAUUUCUGUUGCAGUUUCCUGUUAGCGACUAUGACUAUCAGGUCCUCUUCCCUGGUUAUUGUGCCCCCUCUGGGACAGGAACUUCAGAAAGGGUCCCUGCCUGUCAUGGGAGAGGAGCAAGGCAGGACAGAGAGAUCUGGAUUCUAGACUGCUUCUCCCAUUCAGCAGGAAGCCUGGCGCCUCCUUCCAGACAAACAACAGCCGCCACCCAGACAGCGCGUUGCUCACCCCGAGAAUGGCAUUCAAAGAAACCUUCAGGUUCUCCGAAACCCCGUGCCUUUGCUCCUCCGCUUGCUGCGCCCCCGACCCUGGAGUGCUGGGUCAUGGUGCUCGCCCGGUCCGGCCAAGCUCCUGCGGGAUCCGCUGAAGUCAAGCUGUCAAGCCCCAGUAAAUUCCCGCCUCACCGUCCUUCCCCCCAGCCCCGCCGAAGCCUGCAGGGCAGCGCUUCCUCUCAGUGCAGGGAGCAUCGGUCUUCCUGGUACUCAGGGGACCAGCCUGCAACAGCUUCGGAGCAGCGUCCUGACCCCGGGACAUGGGAUCUCACUGCCACGGCCAAGGCCCCUCUGAGCCCCGCUGCCUCUGCAUGUGGGUCUGAAUUUGACAGGCAAGGAGAGAACAUGACCCCCUCACCCACAUCUCACUGCGCUCCGCCAGGCGCCCUGAAGGAAAGGCAGGUUAAGGAGAGCCAAACAGUCGGAAGCUCGAGGACACGCUUGCCUCUGGCGUCUGUGAGAGAGAGCCCACAGAAAUGAGCGGAUCGUGGAGUAGAUCUCAGAAAGGCCUCAGUCUCACCCUGAGCUGAAAGUUAUCACCAAGAGACUUUUCAAAGCCGGUGUAGGAGCGGGAGAAGUGUGAAGAGGAGAUGCAUACUUUUAGCAGGAGCCCGUUUCCAGAUCUUCCAGGAGAUGCUCUGAAAUCCGCACCUCGCUUCCGGCACCUCUCCCGGAUGGCUGUAGCC